This is a messenger RNA of Acyrthosiphon pisum (pea aphid), 726 nucleotides long. RefSeq names its product zinc finger MYM-type protein 1-like. Lineage: Eukaryota; Metazoa; Arthropoda; Insecta; Hemiptera; Aphididae. The transcript has 3 exons. The record is from RefSeq and is a predicted model, not a curated record. The annotation marks the transcript as partial.
GAAAUUUUCAAGAGAUGUGUUCAUUCUUUAGUAAAUAUGACUCUGAAUUUAAUCGAAUGUUUAGUAAUUCAAUAAGCUAUUCCAGUCCUAAAAUUCAAAAUGAAAUUAUAGCCUUAUGUUCUCAAAAUGUCAAAGAUACAAUAUUUUCUGAAAUUAAGGAAACUGGAUUUUUUUCAAUCAUGUGUGAUGAUGCCAGGUGUCACAAAGAGGAACAAAUGUCUAUUUGUGUACGGUAUACAAAAAAAUUUGAAGUGUUUGAGAGGUUUUUAGGAUUUAUAGAUGUUUCCCAAAAACAAGAUGCUGAGUCCCUUACAUCAGCUAUUUUAAACUUCCUUGAGCAAUCAAAUAUCCAAAAUGUUCCAAUUGUAGCCCAGUCGUAUGACGGAGCAGCUGUUAUGUCUGGUAAAAGAGCAGGAGUGCAAACUAAAUUAAAAGAAUAUUACCCAAGUGCCAUCUAUGUUCAUUGUAUGGCUCAUAGAGAUAAUUUAGUUGUCAUAGACAUAUCAUUAUAUGUACAUUUUUCUCGGCCAUCAACUAAUUUUAAAUUGAAAGAAAUGCAAAAUAAACUCAAUAUUAAAGCCACCACAUUAAUGGCCAUAAGUGAUACACGUUGGGUAUGUAGAAUACAGAACUGUGAUGCAGUUUAUAACAAUUUUGAAGUACUUAUUGAAGUUUUAAACGAUGAAGUUGAUUUAAACAAAGACAUGGAUGUAGCUCAGGCUAUAG